AUGUCGAAACAAGAAGAGAUAAUGACCGAUUUCAAGCCGAAAGAGACAUGGAGGAUCGUGAAAAACGUAGUCGUUAUCAGCACAGCUUUUAUGGCUCAGUUCACAGCGUAUAGUGGUGCAGCAAAUUUACAAAGCUCAAUUAAUGCAGAAGCUGGUUUGGGUACAGCCUCCUUGGCGGCCGUAUAUGCGGGAUUGAUAUUCUCAAGUUUUUUUCUGCCCGCUAUCGUUAUCAAAUGGUUGGGCACUAAAUGGGCAAUGGCAGUGUCAUCUUUGGCUUUUAUGCCUUAUAUCGGUGCGCAGUUGAUGCCGCGCUUCUGGACCAUGAUCCCCGCCGGCAUCUUUCUCGGAAUCGGUUCGGGUCCACUGUGGUGCUCCAAAUGUACUUAUUUGUCCGUGGUAGCAGAGGUUCAUAGCAAGAUUUCUAACAUUCCAACCGAAGCGUUGCUCAGUCGUUUCCUUGGAUUGUUUUUUAUGAUCUUUCAGCUGAAUCAAGUAUGGGGAAAUCUCAUUUCUUCUUUGGUUUUAUCGUCGGGCAACAACGAGGCCGCAGUAACUGGGUUAAACGAGACUCAGAUUCCGGAGUUUUGUGGCGCUAACUUUUUACCCAACGCCGAUGCUGGCGAUGCUUUGCAAACUCAACCGCCUGAGAGGAUUCAAAUGAUAGCUGGUAUAUACUUAGCGUGUUUAGCUGGUGCUGGUCUCAUUGUUGCAGUCGGAGUGGAUUCUAUGAAAAGGUACGACAAUGGACGCUCCGGAUCCAGUUCAGGUCUAUCAAGCAUGGCGCUACUUGCUGUCACAAUGAAGCUAUUGAUAGAGCCCAAUCAAUUGAUGCUUAUCAUUAUAAACGUGUUCAUCGGCCUGCAACAGGCAUUCUUUGGAGCAGAUUUUACAGCUGCGUUCGUUUCUUGCGCCAUCGGCACGGGCACAGUUGGCUUUGUGAUGAUGACGUAUGGGGUUGCAGACGCAAUUGGAUGCGUUGUCUCAGGAUACUUAGCGAAGGUUACCGGCCGUUUACCCCUGUUGUGUACAGCUGCCGUAAUCCAGACUGGACUCUUCGUGGCUAUCCUAAUAUGGAAACCGCAUCACAACGAAGCGUACGCGCUGUACUCGAUAGCCGUGCUGUGGGGUCUGUGUGACGCUUUGUGGGUGGUGCAAAUUAAUUCAUAUUACGGAGUUUUGUUCCCGGGAAGAGAAGAGGCAGCGUUUGCAAACUUUAGGCUAUGGGAAUCUGUGGGAUAUAUUGUUGCAUACCUUAUAUCCCCACAUUUGAGAACUAGUACUAAGACUUACGUACUCAUCGUAUUGAUGAUAAUAGGAGUCUCUCUCUACUUCGUUGUGGAAUACAGAGAUAGAAAAGCGAAAAAGAAGUUAGAAGAGAAGAAUCAAGAAUUGCAGAACGUCGGUUGUGAUAAUAUCGCGUUUCAAAACUUAGAUUGA
Messenger RNA from Parnassius mnemosyne (clouded apollo), 1437 nucleotides. The record is from the annotation of a GenBank genome assembly. NCBI's taxonomy places the organism in Eukaryota, Metazoa, Arthropoda, Insecta, Lepidoptera, Papilionidae.